Molecule: messenger RNA, 1197 nt
Organism: Fonsecaea multimorphosa CBS 102226
Lineage: Eukaryota; Fungi; Ascomycota; Eurotiomycetes; Chaetothyriales; Herpotrichiellaceae
Exons: 1
Coding region: 1-1197 (398 amino acids)
Biological process (GO): L-threonine catabolic process; glycine biosynthetic process
Cellular component (GO): cytosol
Molecular function (GO): L-allo-threonine aldolase activity
Source: RefSeq, a predicted model, not a curated record
AUGGCUUCCUCGCAUACCGUUGAGGACAAGGCGGAUGCCUUCGCCGAUAUCAAGCAGAACUCUGCCAUCACAGCUGCGAACAGCAACGCAGCCUCACACAAGAAGGUCAACGCUUGGCAACAACCUGGUCCCGCCGCCUAUGAUUUCCGCAGCGAUGUGAUGACUACGCCCACGGCAUCUAUGCUCGAAGCCAUCUCAAACACCACACUGCUCGACGACGUGUUCCUCGAGGACCCCACGACGAAUGACCUGGAGUCCUCUGUGGCAUCGCUGGCAGGCCAUGAGGCCGGACUGCUCGUCAUGUCCGGAACAAUGGGCAACCAAGUCGCUCUUCGCAGCCAUCUGGUCCAACCACCUCACUCGGUCCUGUGCGAUAUCCGGGGACACAUCCACAACUACGAGGCUGGCGGUGUCAGCUGCCUCUCGAGCGCCAUGCUCAUUUCCGUCCACCCCAGCAACGGCCACCACUUGACCCUCGAAGACGUCCAGAAACACUGCAUCAUCUCAGACGACAUCCACGCCUGUCCCACUCGAGUCAUCAGCCUGGAAAAUACACUGGAUGGCAUGAUCAUGCCCCUGUCCGAGCUCCGCCGAAUCGCUCAGUUUGCCCGCUCCCACGGUAUCAGACUCCACUUGGACGGCGCGCGCAUCUGGGAAGCCGUCGCCGCCGACGCCGGCAGUCUCCCUGACUUCACGCGCGAGUUUGACAGUGUGAGCAUGUGUUUCUCCAAGGGACUCGGCGCGCCCAUCGGCUCCAUCAUCGUCGGGAGCAAGCCCUUCAUCGCGCACGCGCGACGGAUUCGCAAGAUGCUGGGUGGUGGCACGCGCCAAGCGGGCGUCAUUUCCGCCGCCGCUCGCGUCGCCGUGCAAGAAAACUUCGGCCACGGCCCCAACGGUGAAGGCGGCAAGUUGCGCGACAGCCACGCCCGAGCGAGGAAAGUAGCAGAGAUGUGGACCGCCAAGGGUGGGAGAUUGGCCAACCCAACGGAAACCAACAUGGUUUGGCUGGAUCUUGCCAAUGAGGGCUGUUCAGCGGACGAAUUCGCCGAGCUGGCAAGCAGAGAGGGCUUAAAGGCCCGUGGUGGACGGCUGGUCGUGCAUUAUCAGAUUACUGAAGACGCAGUGGAGAGGUUGGGGAGGGUUAUGGAUGCCGUCCAUCAAAGGAAGGCGCCAAAUGGGCAGAACGGGGUCAACUGA